UAUGUAUGACGUUGCUUAUUGAAAUAUAAUUUUCAUCGUACACAUUUUUGACGCAUUUUAUAAUUUAAAUUGAAAUUCAAAAGUUUAUUUUUCUUUUUUGAGAAUUUAAAAUUUUAGUUAAUCAAAAUGAAAUUUUUUAUUUAUCUUCAUGUACUAAUAUUAACAAUUGUGUGCACACUAAAUUCAAAAGCAGAUGAUAUGUAUAGCCUUCCUGAAAAUUUGGAUUUACAAAUGGUGAACAUUCUUUUUAGACAUGGAGAUCGAACACCUGAAGUUGCUUAUGGCGAGACAUAUCCAAAAGAUCCGUAUAUAAACGAGACAUAUUAUCCAAUAGGUUAUGGAGCUUUGACAAACAAGGGGAAAUACAGAGCUUUUAAAUUAGGAAUGUUUCUACGAAAAAGAUAUAAUAAAUUUCUUGGUGAUAUUUAUAUUCCUCAAGAUGUGACUGCUAGAAGUACAAAUGUGGAAAGAACAAAAAUGACUUUACUUCUUGUUCUUGCUGCAUUGUUUCCGCCAUUAGAUUCAUCAGAAAAAUGGCAUUCAAAUUUAAAUUGGCAACCAAUACCAAUAACAUAUGAAGAAGGUGAAAAUUUCCUACAAACAUCUUCUGGAUGUCCCAAGUAUAGAAAAAUAUUACAAGAAAUACGAGAAUCAUCUACAGUAAUAGAAGAGUCAAAAAAAUUUAAAACACUAUGGGAUGAAUUGUCAAAGUUUACAGGAGAAAGUAUAACUAGAUCAAGUCAAGCACAUACACUUUACAAUACACUUAUUUCACAUGAGUCAAUGUCAUUUCAUCUUCCAAAUUGGGCUAAAAAAAUUUUAAUCGAUAAAGAAUUUCUAAAGUCUGUUGCACUCAGUGUUCAUACAAGAAAUUAUAAUGACACAUUAAAAAAAAUGAAUGCUGGGACACUUUUAAGAAAAAUGACAUAUGACAUGAUUUCAAAAAAAAUGGGAAAUUUAGAAAAAGGAAAAAAAAUUAAUCUUUAUAGUGCUCAUGAUUCGAAUGUGGCAUCACAUCUUCUUGCUCUUGGAGUAACAAAACCACAUCAACCUUAUUAUACCAGUUCAGUAAUUUUAGAAUUAUACUGCGAUAAUGAAAAAAACUAUUACGUACAGGUUGUACAUUACAAGGGACAUUCAGAAAAAAUAAAAAUUCUACAAAUACCAAAUUGUACUUCUAAUAAAUACAAUAUGUGUAAAUUCAAUGAUUAUUUGAAGUCAGUGGAAAAAGUAAUACCCACAGAAGAUGAAAUGAAAUGCACAUAGUUGUUAAAAAAUGUAUUUUUUUAAAUUAAACUUAAUUUAAAUAAAUUAAUCCUUUAUUAAUAUUUACACUAAAAUAUAUGAAAUAUUAACAAUAAAAAACUUGUAUUUAAUUUUUAAAGAGAUUCGAUAUUUAAAUAUUUUUAAGAUAUAAUAAAAAUCUCCUUGAAAAGUUU
This is a messenger RNA of Leptopilina boulardi, 1439 nucleotides long. RefSeq names its product venom acid phosphatase Acph-1-like. Gene Ontology annotation, biological process: dephosphorylation. Bases 127 to 1266 code for a protein of 379 amino acids. The transcript is spliced from 6 exons. Lineage: Eukaryota; Metazoa; Arthropoda; Insecta; Hymenoptera; Figitidae. Gene Ontology annotation, molecular function: phosphatase activity. The record is from RefSeq and is a predicted model, not a curated record.